Acaulospora morrowiae is the source of this 1694-nucleotide messenger RNA. Lineage: Eukaryota; Fungi; Glomeromycota; Glomeromycetes; Diversisporales; Acaulosporaceae. The record is from the annotation of a GenBank genome assembly.
AUCAAAACAAGGCACCACAAUGGCAAAAAUACCGAAAUUUGUAUGGGGUAGACGAGAUGGUUAAGAAUUACUGGAAGCGGGAGAAGACAGCUGAAGAUUCUACUCCAGGUCCAUUCGGUACCUCCAAAAAAUUGGUUGAAUGUAUUGACGCAAGUAAUACUGUGGCUGAAAAAGAAAAGAAUGUCGUGACCGAAAAUACAGUCGAGGCUGUAGGAAUCAAGAAUAAUCAUGGAUCAAAAGAAAUGUCGCCUAUGAAUCCCACGUCUGUUUCUGUAAAUGGGAAAAGAAAAAUCAAUCUACCUCAGCCGCGUGAAGAAAAAUCCCCUGUACCAAAAACAGUAUCUAAUGUUCACACGGAUAAUGACCUGAUCAACAAGAUGGAAUGGAAAAGCAAUUUGGUUAAAGGAAAAACCAAAUUAUUUAUAGGAAACGUAAUUGUGAAACCAUUUUUGGAAUAUUGUUUCGAGUUUUCAUCGUUCAAUCAAGUAUCUAGUAAAAAUGAAGCCUUGUGGAUGGAGAACUUUUUGCCGCAGUCUUAUGCUGAAGAAAUAAUCGAUUCGCACUUACAAACUUCAAUUUUUAUAAUAGAGUCUAGUACAGAAAAUCCACAAUGGUCCUUGGAUCUAGCGUUCGAGAAAAAUUUAAUGGAACACAAUGAUAUAGUAGGAGUGAUACGAAUAAAUGACAAAGAGAAUUCUUACUGGUUAAUUUUUCCGAAUACGACGAGAACGUGCCUGAAAUUUGGAUUUUCCACACAGACGCAAUAUCUCGAAUACCGCCCAUUUUUUGCAGUAUACAAAAUAAUAUCAACAGUCAGAUCGGAUUUUCUUAAUCCUACCGAUUGUAAAAUCAUCGAACCAGUUACAAAAGCUAUUAAAGACUCGAAAUUAUUUAGUGCCAACGUUUUUCUAGAUUCUGCGGAGCGUGGUAAACUUUUAGAAUUUUGCAUUGAUAAGCCAAAGUUCGUUGAUUUCUCUCCUGAAGAUAAUUUUGAAAGGAAGGAAAUUUUGAAUUUGUUGGAAUGUAAUGGCGCGCAUGAAACCGACUAUAGCGAAGAUGUUGAAAUAGUUUUGAUACAUGUUCUUUACGAAAAACAAAUUAAUUUCAUGCCAAAUUUAAUGAGACUUAAAGAUUUGCCAAAGUGCAAAUUCAUUCUGUAUGGCACAGACUUUCGGAUAAAGGAACAAGAAUAUGCCGAAGAAGUGCUUCAGCAAGGGGGAUUCGUGACUGUAACCUCUUUGGCUUUUUCGACGGAGAAAGAUGUCAUCGAACGAAUCAGAAAAGUGUUGAAGCAUCAAGCUCAAAUUUUUCCUGGUUCCAAAUGGGAAAUCGUUUUAAGUCAACACGUAAAAGAAUACUUGAAGCAAAUAUCCGCUCAACAAAAUAGCUAUAGUUUAAAAUCAUAUUACACCAUCUUAUUAAGCGAACAGAAAGACUAUAUCCGAUACUUCAAACUGGACGAACUACACAACUUCUCCGCAAAGUCAGCUAUUCGAAAUCCACCAUCUAUGAUAAAAUCGUUACACCUCACAAUGAAUAAGAUGCACCUAAAUCAUUGGAAAGAGCACCGACAUUAUAUCGUGAUUUGCGGCGAUGCAGAAAAGAAAUUAGAUCUUGUUCACAUUGAAGGAGUUUCAAGAUUGAGUUUAAGCGAAUUUGAAAUGAAAUUCGGUAACAACUAUGAAGGAUCCUAA